Molecule: messenger RNA, 5265 nt
Organism: Chara braunii
Lineage: Eukaryota; Viridiplantae; Streptophyta; Charophyceae; Charales; Characeae
Source: the annotation of a GenBank genome assembly
UGAGCAUCUUCUUUCGUCAGCCGUGUAUACCUUUCGAGUUUCUCGAACGACAAAAGUACUCUUUAGAAAAUAAUGUACUAUUUUAAUGAAUAACAUGUUAGAAGCAGAUUGGGACACAGAAACCGUGUGGCCCGAUGUCUUCGUCAUCCGUUCCCGCCGUCCCCGCCGCUUGCGACACGCGGCACGAAAUGAUGAUAAUGAUGAUGAUGGUGAUGACGACAUUGAUGUUGAUGUUGAUGCUGUUGACGAUGUUCAUCGUGAUGACGAUGUUGGUGAUGACAACGGUGGUGAUGUUGAUCUGCACGACGAUGGUGCUGAUGAUGAUGACGAACGUCAUCAACAUCAUCAGCGGCAUCGUCGCCGUCAUAAAAAGCACCACCAUCGUCGUCUUCGUCAUCGUCGUCAUCAUCAACAGCAUCAUCAUCACCGUUAUCAUCGUCGUCAUCAUCUUCGUCAUCAUCAUCAUCAGCAUCAUCAUCAUCAUCGUCGUCGUCAGCAUUUGCAUCAUCAUCAUCAUCAUCAUCAUCAACAUCAUCGUCGUCAUCAACACGACGAUGACGGCGAUGAUGUCGAUGAUGAUGAUGAUGAUGAUGACGAAGAUGAUGACGACGACGAUGACGAUGAUGAUGAUGAUGAUGAUGAUGAUGAUGAUGACGAAGAUGAUGACGACGAUGAUAACGGUGAUGAUGAUGCUGUUGAUGAUGACGACGAUGACGAAGGCGACGAUGGUGGUGAUUUUUAUGACGGCGACGAUGUCGCUGAUGAUGUUGGUGAUGUUGAUGACGUUGACGAUGUUGAUGAUGAUGUUGUUGAUGAUGAUGAUGAUGAUGAUGAUGAUGAUGAUGAUGAUGAUGAUGAUGAUGACAAUGAUGAUGAUGUUGAUGAUGAUAAUGAGAAUGAUGAUCGUGGUGGUGAUGAUGGUGGAGUUGAUGAUGGCGAUGAUGAUGAUGAUGACGAUGAUGUUGGUGGUGAUGAUGAUGGUGAUGACGAUGGCGAUGAUGAUGAUGAUGAUGGCAAGCAAGAAUCAUGGGGCCCCUCGCGAGGAAAGAACGAGCGGGAAUCAAAGGGGCAUACAGAAACCAUAUGUGAACACCGACCAAAGAUGUCUUCUUCAAAGGGCGAGGUGGAGGCAACGGGGACCUCCGGGAAGACAUCCGGAAAAGAUUCCACGAGGAGGUCGUCUACUGCCACGAAAGGAUGGUCGAACCAUUCGAAGUCGAAAUGGUUCAUCGACAGGUGCUGUGGAGACGCUUCCAACCCCACUGCGCAGCCAUGUGGUCCUGUCAUCUUCGUCGAUGACGGCAGAAGGCGUCGAGUGCUUGGGGCCGUCUUGGGGUGGGAGGACGCGAAGGGGGGCCGGCGACAUUUCCGUAUGGAAAAGGUUUAUGGCUCCAAAGGCAACGUCGUUGCCAAUUCGAAAGGGGUGUUGUUGGACCUCGAAUUGUGUGAGAGGUUCGGAGCGGGUGCUGUGGACACCCCGUUCUACAGCGAACUCGUUCUCGUGGGUGGUUUUGUUUUGGCGCGUGAGUUUUUCGACAAGCUGGAGGACAAGAACAUCGUUCUCGACGUCCCCUGCGACGUCGGCCCCUCCCUGGAGCUCUCGUUGCCGUUCAGGCCGUGCGGCGGUUGCGAGUCAAGCGGGGCGGCGGCGGAGGGCGGUGAUCUGGGUUCUGGUCCGGCUAUUCAGCUGCACCGCGGCGAGAGCCGGGAACAGUUCGAGGAUAGCGAGGAGGAGGGGCCUGCAUCGUCGUUGAGGGACAGGCGGCGGUCGGUGUUGUCUAUUCUAGGGGUUGACAUUGGAGAUCCGGUUCGACGGGAGAGUGCGGAACUUACAGGAAAGGUGGCAGCCUCUUCGGAGGUCGACUUGGAGGCGAGCGAGGGCCAGAGUGUGGAUGAGGUGACCGCAGGCGGCCUGGGCAUGCAAGGCACUCCGCAAAAGAGGAGGGGGGAUCGCACAGACGAGUUCGUCGGUUCUUCGAAGAAGCUGAAGAGCAAGGCCCCCAGGAUUGCGGGAGAGAAACGAAAGGGGACCGAGGGGGAGGAGGGCCGGCAGGUUGCCAAACGACCUGCUUCGAGACAGAAGCAGCCUCCGUCUGGAACGUCUUCUCCACCGACGGAAAGGCCUCCAAUCGACGUCAAUGCCAGGUACUUCCUCGAGUACAAAGACGGCGUUCGGACAAAGAGGGAGUUCGAGGUUAGCCCUGCGCAGGUCGUCGACCUCGGAGAGUGGGAGGACCUGUACAACCAGCGGCCCUUGGAUCCCGUGCUCGUGGAAGGGAUCAAAGAAACGAUGCAGUUGGCAUUCGAAAACAAAGCGCAGUCUUACGAUUUGCCUACCCUGAAGCUAGCACCGCUGGGGCUUAAUAAACGGACUCCGGGGACCAAGGCAGAACGUUUGAGGCCAGAGGAAUGGAGGGAUGAGCUGGCGGGGCAAUACUACUACUACGCGGUGUGGUACUUCCUUGUCAGUUCCCAGGACAACAAGCAGGACCUGAAGGCGCCCCCGAGACAGCUGAAGUUGUCAAUGAAAGACAUUAGGUGGCAGUGGAAGCGCGACGGGUGCUUGUGUGCUGUUAUGGGAAACCCCAGCGGAAAACAGGCUCAGGUCCGAAAGUGGUGUGAAUUCCAUGAAGUCGCGCUCAAUAUGACGCCGCACAACAACUUGUGGACGCUGGCAGAUCAGAAGGGCGACGACGCCAUCAGGAAGCAAGGCGCUGCCCUGCGUUCCUAUUUCCCGUUGGCGAUGGCAGGGGAGAACGUAUGCAAACUGGCCGUCGACUUUUUCAAUAAAUGGGAUACUGGUAGAUUGCUCGGCCACGAUGGCGCAAAGUGGAUCAUGCGGAAGAAGAAGGUAAAAAAUGUGAAGCCCGGGGUUGCCUACGUCGAGAACGACAAGACGGGCAGGAAAGAGGUCGUGUACAACGUCCCUAUGGACCCGCCGACAAAGAAAGGCAAAAAGAAGAAAGAGGAGGGCGACUGGUUCGUACAAGUGCCUGAGCCAGACGCACAUUGUUGGAAAUCGAUGGAGUCGCUGACCGACAACAAGAAGUGUCGCGUCCUGAAGAAGGUUCUGGAUUGCGAGGUGGUUUGGGUCCAGGCCGGCUCUGCGGCGUUGGCGAAGCUCGGGAAGCUGAGCGUCCAGGACAUGGUUCAUUUGGUGAAGUGCGACCGGGUGCUGUCGCUGUACUUCGUGGAGUCGGAGGAGGAGUUGACGUUCGGCAGUUACUCCUCCUUGAUCUCCACGGAAGACGAGGAGACCACCGACAUCGAGUUCGACGUGACCUCGAACGAGGAGGGCAGCGACACCGAAAGCCUCGACCUGCAGUACGACCCGCAUCCCGGGCAGCAUUCAACAGGGUCGUCCUUCGCAGGUCGGUCAACAAGCCCGACAUCCCUCGUGUCACCGAUGGCGAAAGCGGCGCCUGGCACUACCCCGAUGAAGUUGCUGCAGAGAAUGCAAGCUCUGGCCUCCGGCCAUCGCUCACUGCGUCCCGGGUCUGACAUCCCGGCCGAUCAUCUGUCUUGGAAGGAUGCCAACAUUCACUUCCUGCCUGAGCCUCAAAGUCGUUCCACGGAGGCGCAUUGGGGCCAUGACAUGAUCUGGCAUCCAGGAGUCAUCCAGCCGGCGAUUCAAAAGGGUGAGUGGAUCGUGGCCAUCGUUGUCCCGGACGAAGGAUGGGUGCCCCUCCCUCGCGGGUCGAAGUCUGACUUCCUCGAUGUCGCUAGAAUUGCGGUCCUCCAGAAAGUGAGGGCCGAGAAUGACUCUUUCGCACCCGAAGAUGUGUCCGUCAUUUCCACAGUCGGGCGAUUGUUCGCCAAACUUCAGGACAAGUGCUGGUUGGAGCUGACGGAGGACUACUACGACCUCGAUAGGAGCCCCUCGAAGGGAAGGGUGGACUGGAAAAUCCCCCCUCCCAGUGGGACGCAUUCUACCGGUCCCGGUCCGGCAAGCUCGGCACAGUCAGCGGACGUGCCCACUUCAUCCGCCGGCUCGGUGAUGGCGGCCUUGGUUGCUCUCCGUGCUGGCUCAGUCCAAACGUUCAAGUCCGUCGGGAUCCGAACUUCAAUGCUUGCAGAGCGGACGAAGAGGACGGACCCGCAGAGCUUGUCAGGGGCGGGGGUGGCGAGUCGUGAUCCCAAAAUGGACAGCGGUGCGGUGAGGGACGGGACUGCGCCGCCUGCGGGGGACCGCCAACCGCUUCGGUCGGAGCGAGAGGGUACGUGUGGAGGGCCCGGCGACAGGGAGACGGCGAAGUUCGUCGGGAUCCGAACUUCUUCAGGCAAGGGGGGCCAACCAGAGAUUGUCGUGCCGCCGGGAGGGGCUGCGUGCGGCGAGCGGGAAGGGCAUUCGUCGAAAUUCGACACGGGUUCGGGCCAAUUGGCUGGAUUGCAUGCACGGGAAGAAGGCAAGGUGAUGGACAAAGAGAAGGAAGGGGAGGAAGGAGACAUAGGGGAGGAAUUGGAGGAAGGAGGGGAGGAAGGGGAGGGAGAAGAGGAUGAAGGGGAGGAAGGAGAGGAAGGGGAAGAAACGGAGUUGGCUGGGUUGCUAGGAGGGAAUGAUGGGGAAAAAGGUGAACUCAAAACUGGAAACGACGAACAGACAUUCGGCGACGACGAUGACAGAUCUGGAGAGUCGUCUGACGGAUUCGGGCAGUUGUACGGAGAACAUCGCGAGGAAGACGACGACGACGAUGACAUGGCACUGGGUAUGGAGACACAGGUAGUCACAAGCCUUUCGGCAGAACGUGAUGACUAUGAGGUUGAAGCAAUGACGUCUGCCCUCGAUCUCCAACAACGGUUUAACGACGCUAGUGUUGCGGCCAGCCUGAAUAAACCGAGUGUGCGUAUUGACAUCGAAGAAGUUAUUAAUGACAUCCUGGGCAACCACCACAUGUCCGCGCAACCGUCCUCUACGCCUGGUGUCGACGAACCUCUCGACGUCAAACCUUCCGGGGGAUCUGUCGUGGCUUUGUCACCGACGAACUCUCCGAUGCUGCCGCCGACCAUCGCCAGCGGAGGAGAAGGCGAGAUCGGGGGACGACAAGAUGUCACAUCCCCGAAAAAAACUGCCACCGGCACUCGAGCUCUCGACGUGAUGUUCUGUUCUUGGCUCGAUUUUUCAAUAUUCUUUUUCGGCCGAGGCCCUUUUUCGACCAAAGUUGGUCACGACCGACUUUUUCGGUCGCAGCGGCCGAAAUACCCGCGGCCUAGGCCGCGUGUGUCACGUAUGUGACACAUGAAGAUUAACAAAAGACCGCAUUCCGA